This is a messenger RNA of Saccostrea cuccullata (small rock oyster), 1828 nucleotides long. RefSeq names its product serine/threonine-protein phosphatase 6 regulatory ankyrin repeat subunit A-like. Lineage: Eukaryota; Metazoa; Mollusca; Bivalvia; Ostreida; Ostreidae. The record is from RefSeq and is a predicted model, not a curated record. The coding region runs from base 1 to 915 and encodes 304 amino acids. The transcript is spliced from 9 exons. Gene Ontology annotation, molecular function: protein binding.
AUGGGACCCAGCAGUAGUAAAUCGGAGGACCACUUAGGUUAUACACCUUUACACAUAGCUUGUUAUAAUGGCCAAGACAACUGUGUGGAAACCAUUUUAGAACAAGAAAAAAUAACUGAGCUUUCAGGGAACCCCUUCUCACCUCUUCAUUGUGCUGUGAUAAAUGGAAAUGAUACUUGUACAGAAAUUUUAUUAGAAGCUUUAGGUGAUAAAAUUGUGAACUUAACAGAUAGCAAGGGAAGGACCCCCCUACAUGCGGCGGCCUUCAGUGACCAGUGUGAAUCUAUGCAAAUGUUACUUAACCAUGGGGCACUGGUCAACCACUGUGAUACAACGGGGAAAUCCCCCAUCAUGCUUGCUGCAGCCAAUGGCCACGCAGCAGCAGUAGAAUUAUUAUUAGAACAAAAUGCUGAUCUUUCGUUAACUGAUAAUGAAGGGAAUUCCUCUCUACAUUUUGCCUGCUCAAGAGAGCAUGAAAAUGUGGCACUCCUUCUUCUAGACAAAAUCAAUGAUUCCAAUAUCUGUAAUAUAGCAAAUAAUGAACUAAAAACGCCCUUGCAUAUAGCAGCUAAAUAUGGUUUAACUCCUGUUGUACAAGAUCUAAUAACAAAAGGCAGCAGUGUUUUUGCUAUAGAUGAAAGCGGCCACACUCCGGCCUUGGCAUGCGCCCCCAAUAACCGCGUUGCUGACUGUUUAGCCAUUAUUCUCGCUCAUAUGCCUCUUGCCCCCACCCCUAACAACGUCUACCCCAGGGCCAAUCGAUUUGACAGCAGUACGCCUAAUAACACAUUUGGGGGAACCAGAACACUGGAACCCACAGGGGACCAGAUUAGCAUAGGAAGUCCUUCCAGUUCUGUUCAAGAUGUGAAGGAACACUCAGGAUCAUAUCAAAGUUCUGACUCCGAGUUCUACUGAGGCUUAAUACUUCACAGAUCUGAUGAGCACGGACAUCACCACCAUGAUGUAUGAAUGUCUGACAUGUAUCAAAAUUUGUGCUUACUGCCAUGAAGUUAUGUUUCCACAGGGGACCAAUUUAUUUUAAAUGAAAUUUUUGAAUGGAUACAAUUUCAUGUUUUCGUUGUUGCUGUCACAAGAUCAUGCAUGAGUAAGCAUUCAUACAAAUUCAUUAGUGAGACAUCUGAAAUAAAAGAUAUCCAUUUUACUGAGAGAGCAUAUAUUUACCACAUGGCCAUUGUAUAUGCAUUAAAAUGUUUAUCUGAACAUUAUCUGAACACUCUAAAAUUAGCACAGAAACUGAUUUUUAAGGCUUCUUAAAGCUUUUUUUUUCGAUGAGUUCUAGAAGGUACCCCGGGGAUGCAACUUGAUCUGUCAUUGCGGACUGAGUUCCACCAAAUGUUAUCAGUUUCUUUUAAUAUAUUAUACAAAAGAGGGAUACAGUUUAAAACAGAGAAAUGUCACAGUAUAUUAGCCACCAUAUACAUGUAUAUCUGCUUUUAAAUUUUCUUUCAAGGUGUGAAGAUGUUACUUCUCUUGAAAGUCAAAGUGUGAAUUUUUUAUCCCAAAAUUUUUCAUCAGAGAUUUGCAAAUUACUAUAAUUUAGAUUCAUGUUUGAUAUAUUUUUGGUGCUUUAAAUAAUAAACAGAGAAUAUUCAAAUUCCUACCUCAUUGUCAUAAAAGGAAGGUGAAAGUUAUAAGCAGUAUGUACUUUUGCUAUACGAUGCCCAUAUCAGAUUCGUCUCUUCAUCCUGUACCGGAGAUUUUUUUUUGUUCCUUUUUUGCUGUAUCUUAAAAGCAAGUGCAACUUUUCUCCUGAAAAUUAACACGCUGGACAGUAAUCUAUAUUCUGAUCACAAUCAUUCUUAUUAUA